UCAAACAUUGCACUACUGCUGCAAUUCAUUCGGUUGAUUCUCUCUCUAUUUCAAUUCAGAAUCUAAUCGAGGAAGGAAAAUGUAGGUGAGGUUUACAUCUUCAGUUUGAGUGAAAAUUGUUGAAUCCGAUUUCAAAAUGAAAAGAGGAGGAAACUCUGAAGAAGAAAAGAAGAAGAAGAAGAAGACAGGGUCAGCAGCUUACCUGAAUCCCUAAUUCACCAUAUACUAUCUUUCAUUCUACAACUUAGACAUGUGUGUUGUCUAAAAGAUUCAGAAACAAUUAUGUUUGCGAUUGGGAAGCAAGUGAUGAUGAUUUCUAUGAAGAACCAACUUUUCCAAUCAAGGGCUUCUUAAAAUUGUGGAUAGAGUGCUCAAGCUUCGUGAAUAACAACUCCGAUAUACAGAGGUUUGAACUCAAAUGCUCUAAUUUUCAUGUAUCUCGUGAUAAAAUAUACAGAUUCAUCGAAACUGCUGUCAAUCACAAUGUUUUAAGAUUCCUCCUCGUCUAUGUACUUGUGAAUCCUUGACAAAGAUGGAGCUGAAAUUACGUGGUUUUGAGGAAUUUUAUGGUGAGUAUGAGAACAAGUUCAUUCCACCUCCUGAAAUGAGCUUACCUCGACUCAAAUCAUUGCGUUUGAAACUUAAUGAUGUUUCGUUUCAUGAUGAAAACUUAACCAAUAGCUUCUUUGCGAGUUUUCCUUGUCUAGAAUCGUUAAUCAUGGAAUUCAGAGAUGGAUUUAUCGAUAUGAAUCUGAAUAUUGCUUUGCCUAAACUUGAGUAUCUUAAAUUUGACUGCUGGAAUUUUGAAAGCAAUAGUGAGGUUAAACUGCAUGCUCCAAGUCUCGUAUCCUUCAUAUUCAACAGUUACUUGUCAACAAGUUUCACUCUAGAGAGUCUACCGUCUCUAGUCAAUACUGAUAUUGAGAUAAAAAUUUAUUUGGAUGAUCAAUUGCCACCAAGUUGUCCAGAGAUUCAUGAAGAGAUGGAAGAAUUUCAUGCACAGCAUUGUAUGAGAUUUUUGAGAAGGCUUCAUAGAGUGAAAGUGUUGACAUUAAGAAAUGCUUUCAGCAAGGCUUUAGGUGGAUCUCCUGGUAUAUUAGACAUUCAGCCGCUUAUAUUUUGCAAUUUGCAACAUUUGGAGCUCGAGACUUACCUUUCGAGGGACUGCUUGUGUUCGAUUUUAUAUGUGCUGAAGAUUUCUCCAAAUAUAGAAUCUGUUUCCUUGCAGAUAUCAAAGCUAAUCCCCGCGAGCCUCCAUUGUAUCCAUAUUGUGACGAGGUAAAAUUUAAUCCAGAAAACAUAGGUGACUACUGGGAGGCAGGGUUGUCUUUGCCAUGCAUGAUAUUUCUCUUAAAGUUAGUCGAGAUUAAAGGUCUUCGUGGAUGUGUUAAUGAAUUGAAGUUCUUAGAGAUUCUGUUGAAACAUGCCAUGGUCUUGGAGGAAGUGAUACUCAACAGUUAUUCAACUAAGUCAGUGAUACUCGACAGUGAUUCAAAUGAAGAAGACUCACAAAGGAAGAAACAAAUGAAGAAAUUUAGUGAGAUGCUGCGAAAAUUCCCUACAGCCUCUAAGAAAAUCGUUUUCUUGUUAAACUCCUGAUUAAGUUGGCUCUGUCAUAUCAAUUUCAUUUUUCUUUACUUUUUCGUGCACUCUCUAAUCUAAAUAUCGAGGAAAGAUUAUCAUUCAUACAGCUAGAAUGAUAGAUGGGCCUUCGAUCCUUUUUUCUGUUAGACCAGAGAAAUUUUAUUGAGGACUAUAUAUAUGUCUAAUUUUUCAAUCCCUCUUUUCAGGUGCUUUUGAAAAGGUGGUUGGGAACAGAGCUGUUUUUCGAGUUCUUUGACUGAAAUCUGAUGCAAUGGGAAUAUUUUCUGAACAUUUACUAUGUAUUUCUGGAAUUCUGAUACAAUCAUACCAGUCCUCGUCAUCUUUUGGUACUUGAAGUUUGUGGUAUAAGAAGAUUAUUAUUGUUCUUUUUUGCAGAGGAAUUAUGUGGUUUUGUAGAUGCCAUAAUCUUUUUCCAAGUUACAAUGACAUGUAUCAAAACUCAUAAUUCUAGUUGUUGCUGGUGUUUAUUAUU
This is a messenger RNA of Papaver somniferum (opium poppy), 2077 nucleotides long. RefSeq lists its product as uncharacterized. The record is from RefSeq and is a predicted model, not a curated record. NCBI's taxonomy places the organism in Eukaryota, Viridiplantae, Streptophyta, Magnoliopsida, Ranunculales, Papaveraceae. The transcript has 4 exons. The coding region runs from base 533 to 1282 and encodes 249 amino acids.